Molecule: messenger RNA, 2832 nt
Organism: Selaginella moellendorffii
Lineage: Eukaryota; Viridiplantae; Streptophyta; Lycopodiopsida; Selaginellales; Selaginellaceae
Product: pentatricopeptide repeat-containing protein At2g35030, mitochondrial-like
Exons: 1
Coding region: 1-2832 (943 amino acids)
Molecular function (GO): protein binding
Source: RefSeq, a predicted model, not a curated record
AUGGAAACCAUCAAAUCUCUUGCAUUGCAAAUAAAGUCAAUUGGCAUCUCAAGGGAUGUGGAGGAAGCCAAGAGGAUCCACUUUAAGGUUAAGGCACACAAGGAGCUUCAACAAAACAUCUUCCUCGCUAAUCUGGUUGUAGAAAUGUAUGGCCGGUGUGGGUGUAUCAGCGAGGCUCACGGUGCCUUUGAAGAGAUUCUCACGCCAAAUCAGUUUUCCUGGAAUAUCAUGCUCGCGGCAUUUUCACGCAACGGGGACUUGGCACAAGCUCGAAGCUGGUUUGAUGCGAUGCCACAACAGAGUCCUGUUGCCUUGAACACGAUGAUAGCGGCAUAUGCCCGGAUGGGGCAUCUCGAAGAGGCCGAGAACUUGGCGAUUCGCGAUCAAAGCGAUGAUCCAGCUUCAUGGAAUCCCAUAAUAUCUGGAUACCUACAACAGGAAGACGUAGAAGGAGCCAAGAAAGUUUUUGAUAGAAUGCGGGUGAGAGAUUCCAUCUCCUGGAAUGUAAUGAUUGGGGGAUACGCCAAGCGUGGGCAUCUACAGCAAGCGUGUCAUUUGUUUGAGAAAAUGCCCGAUAAAACGAUCGCUUCAUUGAAUUUAAUUCUCAAAUCGCUCGCUGCGAGUGGGAAGAUUAAAGAAGCAAAACAGUUUUUUGAUCGAAUGCCACAGAGGGAUGAGAUCUCCUGGAAUGCCCUUCUCCGGGGAUUUAUUUCUUGCGGGCAAAUCCAGGACGCAAAAGAGCUAUUCGAUCUCAUGCCUCACCAGCGCGAUCCUGGGACUUUGUUCGUACUAUUGGAGGCGUAUUGCAAUCACGGGUUGAUCCAGGAAGCCAAAACAUUGCUCGAUUCCAUCGAUCCACCCUUAAGAACUCCAAGUGUUUGUUUCCCGAUAAUCCGUGCGCUGGGCGAUGCAGGGGACGUGAUCGAUGCGAGGGCGCUAUUUGAUCGCCAGGAGAAAAAGGACAUCCAGCUAUGGACGUUGAUGAUGAAGAUCUACGCGCAGUGGGGCAACUUGGAGCUAGCGAGAGAGAUCUUUGACGAAAUGCCGGAGAGAGAUGCGAUUUCCUGGACUGUGAUUGUGAGCGCAUACGGAAGAACCGGCGAUCUGAGAGAAGCAAAGAACCUUUUCCAUCAAAUGCCGUAUAGAGAUUCCGUCGCGUGGUGUUCCUUAAUCUCGGCAUAUGCCAAAGCGGGGCAUCUGGAGGAUGCGGAGAGGAUGUUCUUUGAGGAAGUUCCUGCCAGGGACGCUUCGAUGUGGAACGCGAUGAUCACAGCGUACGGAGAGAACUCGAGAGUAGAUUUCGCGGAGAAAAUCUUUAAGCAAGUUCCCGAGAAAGAUCUUGUUUCAUGGAAUGCCAUGAUUUCGGCAUUUGCCGCGAAUGGAGAAAUCGCUCCCGCCAAAGAAACUUUUGAUUCCAUGCCAAUGAAAAACAUAACGUCGUGGAACACACUUAUGGCCAUGUACGGAGAGUACGGCAUGCACGGUAAUGCCAAGCAAGUGUACGAUGCCAUGCCCCAGUGGAAUCUUCUCUCGUGGAACUGCAUGAUCCAGGCAUUUGCGGAAGGCGCGCAUCUGCGUUUCGCACGGGAACUGUUCGAAGUCAUUCCCGUACGGGACGUGGUGUCGUGGACAACCAUUCUGGCCGGGUGCGUACGGUCUGGGGAGCCUAACAGGGUGAAAGAAACUUUUGAAAGUAUGCCCGAGAGGAGCAUUGUAUCCUGGAACGUGAUGAUUAGAUCUUGCGAGCUCUCAGACGAACUGGAGAUGGCGGAGAGGAUUUUUAACGAAGAAAUGCCGUGCAGGGACGUCGUCUCUUGGAACUGUAUGCUGUCAAUCUACUCGAAGAGCAGCAGCAAGCUGGGAGAGCUCCAGAAAACUUUGCUGGAAAAUAUGCCCGAGCACAGUGUUUCUUCCUGGAGCUUGGCCAUUGCUGGUUUGUGUCAGCACGAUCGUCUCGAUGACGCUGAGCUUGUUUUGAGCCGGCUGCCUUUGAUUGAUCUCAUCUCGUCCAACACGCUCAUCACCGCCUAUUCCCAAAGAAACCAGCUUGAGCGAGCACGAAAGCUCUUUGAUGCCAUGCCUCAACGAGAUGUGGUGUCCUGGAACUCGAUCAUGCAAGCCUAUGUCCGGCACGGAGAUCACCCAGAAGCGAUCCAUCUCUUUAAAACUAUGGACCUGGAAGGAGUCGAGGCUGACGAGUUGAGCUUUCUUACUGUUGUGGAGGCCUGCUCGAUGACCACCGAAGCUAUCUUGUUUGGAAGAUAUCUUUACUCUAUCGCCAUCGACACCGGAUUCCUAUCCAACACCUUAGUUGCCACUGCAUUCUUCAGCAUGUUUGCAAAGUUUGGUGACUUGAAAGUGGCACGAAGUAUGUUUGAUGCCCGAGUAGAACACGACUUGGUUUCUUGGAGUGUUCUCCUCAGUGCGUACAGCCAGAGCGGCCAUGUCAUGGUUGCCGCUGAGGUUCUUCACGAAAUGUCUAUGGAUGGUUUCUCAGCCAGCAAAGUGACUUUCGUUAGCAUCCUGUCUGCUUGCAGCCAUGGAGGCUUUCACCACCUCGGCUGUUCUCUGUUCAGUUCGAUGGUCACUGACUAUGGAGUGGAGCCGGACGCCGUGCACUAUACCUGCAUGGUUGAUCUGCUUGGGAGAGCUGGAUGGCUGUGUGAAGCACGAGAUUUGGUCCGCGGACUGCCUAGAGAACCUUCUUCCGAAACGUGGAUGUCUUUACUUGGUGCAAGUAAGCUGCAAAGUGAAUCAAACGUAGCAAACAUGGUGGCUCCAACGAACUUUAGAUCAUCGUUUGUCACCUUGAUAAACACGUACGUCAGCUAA